CAGCUGGUGGGGGCUCGCGUGAGAGGGGCUCAAACCGAGCGGUUGGUUGGUUGAUGGGGGAAACAACAACAAGCUAAGCAUCAUGAGGGUCCCUGAAACACUGAUUUGGGUCGCUUUUCUCAUACACAAGGUGGUGGGAGAGUACGGCAUGGCCCAUUUCAGUGACGUGGGCAAGAGCAAAGGAAAGGAUUACUGCAUCUUCUUCAACUCGCAGUGGGCACGUCUACCUCAGGACCUCAAUAAGGCAUCGCGUCUUCAGAUCUACGACCUGACGACGUCGGUCCUGUGCUCGCCCUCUGACGUCCCAGAGGGAGGCUUCCCAAAUCGCAUCCCCAUGGUGAUGAGAGGCAACUGCACUUUCUAUGAAAAGGUCCGACUGGCCCAGAUUAACGGCGCCAAGGGCCUGCUCAUCGUCAGCAAGGACAGACUGACGCCACCAGCAGGAAACAAGACUCAGUAUGAAGAGAUUGACAUUCCUGUCGCACUGCUCAGCUACUCUGAUAUGCUGGAGAUAAGCAAGACCUUUGGUGAAGAAAGACAGGUGGCCAUGUACGCUCCCAAUGAGCCGGUGUUGGACUACAACAUGGUGAUCAUCUUCUUGAUGGCAGUCGGGACAGUUGCCGUUGGAGGUUACUGGGCCGGCAGCAGAGACAGCAAGAAGCGCUACAUGAAGCACAAGCGGGACGACGGUGCGGAGAAGCAGGACGAGGAGACCGUCGACGUCACCCCCAUCAUGAUCUGUGUGUUCGUGGUCAUGUGCUGCAGCAUGCUGGUGCUGCUCUACUUUUUCUAUGACAGCCUCGCCAUUUGGGUCAUUGCCAUCUUCUGUGUGGCCUCCUCUGUCGGCCUCCACAGCUGUCUGUGGCCUUUUGUCAGGAGACUCCCUUUCUGCAAGUGCAGGGUCCCAGAGAACAACUUGCCAUACCUGCACAAACGGCCGCAGAUCCGCAGGUUGCUGCUGUCGGCCCUCUGCAUCUCUAUCAGCAUCACCUGGAUGGUGUUUCGCAAUGAAGACCAGUGGGCGUGGGUGUUACAGGACGCCCUGGGGAUCGCCUUCUGCCUCUACAUGCUCAAAACAGUCAGACUCCCCACAUUUAAGGCUUGCACCUUACUGCUGUCGGUCCUUUUUGUCUACGAUGUGUUCUUCGUAUUUAUUACACCCUUCUUUACAAAGAGUGGGGAAAGUAUAAUGGUGGAGGUAGCGGCUGGUCCCUCUGACUCCUCCAAUCAUGAAAAGCUUCCAAUGGUUCUCAAAGUGCCACGGUUAAACUUCUCUCCCCUGGCUCUUUGUGACCGGCCCUUCUCCCUCCUGGGCUUUGGCGAUAUCUUAGUACCUGGUCUGCUGGUGGCGUACUGUCACAGGUUUGACCUUUUAACACAAUCCUCCAGGAUCUACUUUGUGGCCUGUACAAUCGCUUACGGCAUCGGCCUGCUGAUCACCUUCGUGGCCCUGGCCGUGAUGCAGAUGGGUCAGCCGGCCUUGCUCUACCUGGUGCCUUGCACUCUGCUCACCAGCCUCACUGUAGCGCUGUGGCGCAGGGAGUUGCCCCAGUUCUGGACUGGAAGUGGAUUUGUGCCUGCCAUAGCGCUCGCACCGAUCAACUGUACACAAACUGCAGCACCGCAGACAGAGAAUCACUUGAAUAAACCGGAGCCACAAACCACAGAAGAAGAAGAAGAAGACUCGCAUCAUUCCCGGCCUCAGGAAACGGCCCCAGCCGAGAAAGAUAAAGCGGAAAACAAGUCUAACUGAAAGGAUGUGUCGUACGGCAUUUUACAUUUCACUUCAUGUUUAAUUUGUUUGUUUUUUCUACAUUGUGUGUCAGUCAAUGGACAUUUUCAGUACAGACAUUAAUUUGCACUUGGUGCGAAGGGAAGAGCAGAGGAGAUCUGUGCUUUCUGAAGGGCUGGCUCAGCGGCGCGGAAGGAUUGGACACACGAGGUCGAAGCUUUGAAACCGACAAACACACACCGAGUAUAAAACCUGCACAACAGCCCCAACGCCUUCUUCUUAACAACCGUCUGUAUCACCUCUAGAAAGGAAUGAAAAGCCAAAUCUGGAAGCUACCCAAGCUGAUGUUCACUAAAUACUCCCACAACAGUAAGCUGGGGGGGGUUUUAAAGGCUCAGUCACACCAGCGGUUACACAUUUAAUUAUAAAAUCAAUUCAUUCCAAUUGAAUCACUGCAGUUAGUGGUUUGGUUCACAGGGGGGUGAGGUGAACCCACGAGCCAUCACUUAAUAGCGUCGAAAGAUUGGUUUGCAGAUGGUUGUGUAGAGCUGCAGCUAUUAGUCAUAUAUUAAUAUAAUAAUAUUCAAAUAAUUAAUUUAGUAAUUUAAGCCAAAGAUUCCAGCUUCUCAAUUGUGAGGAUUUUAAGCUUUUGUCUCGUAUUUGAAAGUAAACUAAAUAUCUUUGAUCGGAUGAAAUUAUAACGGGCAUUAUAUAUCUUCUGACAUUUUGGAGAAAUUAUUAAUUGAGAUUUGUAUAAGCGUCAGAUUAAUCAAUAAUGGCAAUAAUGGAUGGUUGUAACCCUGCAGUCAUGAGACAGGAGUCCGUGGUACAAAUACACAGAUGAGUUGUGACAGAGGAGUCCGAGCAUGUUCUGGUUUGGCUAAUGUGCCACAUGCUGGUGUGACGGGACACACACACACACACACACACACACACACACACACACACACACACACACAC
Molecule: messenger RNA, 2692 nt
Organism: Cottoperca gobio
Lineage: Eukaryota; Metazoa; Chordata; Actinopteri; Perciformes; Bovichtidae
Gene: sppl2b
Product: signal peptide peptidase-like 2
Exons: 15
Coding region: 83-1753 (556 amino acids)
Biological process (GO): membrane protein proteolysis
Cellular component (GO): Golgi-associated vesicle membrane; lysosomal membrane; lumenal side of endoplasmic reticulum membrane
Molecular function (GO): aspartic endopeptidase activity, intramembrane cleaving
Source: RefSeq, a predicted model, not a curated record